Messenger RNA from Carassius auratus (goldfish), 471 nucleotides. Its product is annotated as protein MNN4-like. The transcript has a single exon. The record is from RefSeq and is a predicted model, not a curated record. The coding region runs from base 1 to 456 and encodes 151 amino acids. Lineage: Eukaryota; Metazoa; Chordata; Actinopteri; Cypriniformes; Cyprinidae.
AUGGAAAGACAUAAAAGACUGGAACGAAAGAGAAAACGAGAAGAUGAUGAGAGACAAGAAGAAGAGAGAAAAAGAUGGAAGAAAAUGAUUGAGGAUCUGAAACAAGAACAAGAAGAAGAGAAAAAGAGUAGAGAAAAGGUGGAGAAGAAGAGAAAAGAAAGAGAAGAGAAAGAGCGAAAUGAAAUGAAACAGAAACAUGAAGAGGAAAUGAGAGAGAUGAAGAAGAAACGUGAAGAUGAAGCCAGAAAACAAGCAGAAGAAUGGAAUGAUUUCAGAGAGAAAAAAGAGAAGCACGUUCAGGAGCUUCAGCAGAUGCUGGAAGAUCAUCAGAAACAACGUGAAGUACUUGAGAAACUCUACCAACUCCUGAAAAAUCAGAAAGGAGAUGAAAUAAAAGAGCUGCAAAAACAAGUUGAAGAACUGAAGAAUAAAUCAAAAGGAUGUGUGAUUCAGUGAAAAUAUAUAAUGAAA